Molecule: messenger RNA, 640 nt
Organism: Drosophila persimilis
Lineage: Eukaryota; Metazoa; Arthropoda; Insecta; Diptera; Drosophilidae
Product: circumsporozoite protein
Exons: 2
Coding region: 32-484 (150 amino acids)
Source: RefSeq, a predicted model, not a curated record
AAGAACAUUUCCAAAGAUCCUCGUACAAAUCAUGGGCGAUCCAAUCAAACAGGAAGAAGGGAAGCCCAAGCACGAAGGGAAUCCCAAUGUAAAGCCCGAGGGGAAUCCCAAUGUAAAGCCCGAGGGGAAUCCCAAUGUAAAGCCCGAGGGAAAGCUCUUGGGGAAGCCCGAGGCGAAGCCCGAGGGGAAGCCCGAAGUGAAGCCCGAAGGGAAUCCCAAGGUAAAGCCCGAGGGAAAGCUCUUGUGGAAGCACGAAGGGAAUCCCAAGGUAAAGCCCGAGGGGAAUCCCAAGGUAAAGCCCGAGGGAAAGCUCUUGGGGAAGCCCAAGGCGAAGCCCGAAGUGAAGCCCGUGGGGAACCCCGUGGGGAACCCCGAUCAGCCGCCUGUGGACAAUAAUAUCCAACGUGCAGUUCUGCUGUUCAUUUUCUUCAGCGCCGCCAUCCGUCUGCUGGCGCUGGCUGUCCAGAGGAGGCAUUCUGCCUAACGCCAGGAUCCAGCAGGCCAACAAUGAUACACACCGAAACACACUGAGACACACUGAGACACCAUGGAUGCCAUCAAUCCUCAAGAAGUAGAAACUGAACAUUUGUGGACACAACAAGCAAGACACAGCAGCCAUCAUUCCAAUGAAUAAAUAAGA